AUGGCCAUUAGCCAAUCCCCAUUUAAACUUGUCGAUAAACAACAAGCUUUAUUAGAAGCGGAUGAUCCAGUAUCCCAACUUCAUAAAUGUGCAUUCUAUAUGAAGGAUACAGAACGAAUGUACCUCUGUCUAUCCCAAGAACGAAUCAUUCAGUUUCAAGCCACACCUUGCCCCAAGGAAUCAAAUAAGGAAAUGAUCAACGAUGGAGCUUGCUGGACCAUUAUAUCCACAGAUAAAGCAGAAUAUCAGUUUUAUGAGGGAAUGGGCCCAGUACGAUCUCCUGUUACUCCAGUGCCGAUAGUACACAGUUUACAUUUAAAUGGCGGAGGGGAUGUCGCUAUGCUCGAACUUACUGGUGAUAAUUUUUCUCCUUCACUGCAAGUUUGGUUUGGAGAUGUUGAAGCUGAGACUAUGUAUAGAUGCCAAGAAAGCAUGCUUUGCGUAGUACCCGACAUAUCACAAUUCCGAGGAGAAUGGCUGUGGGUACGGCAACCGACUCAAGUACCUGUUUCACUGGUCAGAAACGACGGUAUUAUCUACGCCACUGGACUGACAUUCACGUAUACUCCAGAACCUGGACCUAGACCGCAUUGUUCUUCUGCAGAUGAAAUAAUGAGGCAGGCGCAAAGGAAUCAAGGGGCUGCGCAGGCGCAGUCGCAACCUGCCAUUACAGAAAAUGCUUGGAAUUCGCAUGGAAUGCAUUAGUCAAACACGAACUUUCUUUAGCUCGAAAAAUUGUAGCAAUAAUGGAAAUG
This is a messenger RNA of Diabrotica balteata, 755 nucleotides long. The record is from the annotation of a GenBank genome assembly. Lineage: Eukaryota; Metazoa; Arthropoda; Insecta; Coleoptera; Chrysomelidae.